AUGCAGCGAGUGCAAUCUCCCGAGAUAGUGCUGGAUGACGUGCCUGCGGUGAGGGUGGCGGGACGGCCUCCAUUCGCUCCGCGGGUGGCCUUCAUGGUGAACAAAACACAUGACCCCGAGUACCCGAGGCGGAAGGUGUCCGGCAUCAGUGCUCAGAAAGUUGUUCCACCUUCCACCAAGAUGCUGGAUGAGGAGGACACUGACAAAGACGGGAUGAGUUUGGAGGUCGACACUCCAGUGACGAACCAUCGGGGUGACGACGACGAUGACGAAGAAGAUCUCCCCGAGAUAGUGCUGGAUGACGUGCCUGCGGUGAGGGUGGCGGGACGGCCUCCAUUCGCUCCGCGGGUGGCCUUCAUGGUGAACAAAACACAUGACCCCGAGUACCCGAGGCGGAAGGUGUCCGGCAUCAGUGCUCAGAAAGUUGUUCCACCUUCCACCAAGAUGCUGGAUGAGGAGGACACUGACAAAGACGGGAUGAGUUUGGAGGUCGACACUCCAGUGACGAACCAUCGGGGUGACGACGACGAUGACGAAGAAGAUCUCCCCGAGAUAGUGCUGGAUGACGUGCCUGCGGUGAGGGUGGCGGGACGGCCUCCAUUCGCUCCGCGGGUGGCCUUCAUGGUGAACAAAACACAUGACCCCGAGUACCCGAGGCGGAAGGUGUCCGGCAUCAGUGCUCAGAAAGUUGUUCCACCUUCCACCAAGAUGCUGGAUGAGGAGGACACUGACAAAGACGGGAUGAGUUUGGAGGUCGACACUCCAGUGACGAACCAUCGGGGUGACGACGACGAUGACGAAGAAGAUCUCCCCGAGAUAGUGCUGGAUGACGUGCCUGCGGUGAGGGUGGCGGGACGGCCUCCAUUCGCUCCGCGGGUGGCCUUCAUGGUGAACAAAACACAUGACCCCGAGUACCCGAGGCGGAAGGUGUCCGGCAUCAGUGCUCAGAAAGUUGUUCCACCUUCCACCAAGAUGCUGGAUGAGGAGGACACUGACAAAGACGGGAUGAGUUUGGAGGUCGACACUCCAGUGACGAACCAUCGGGGUGACGACGACGAUGACGAAGAAGAUCUCCCCGAGAUAGUGCUGGAUGACGUGCCUGCGGUGAGGGUGGCGGGACGGCCUCCAUUCGCUCCGCGGGUGGCCUUCAUGGUGAACAAAACACAUGACCCCGAGUACCCGAGCGGAAGGUGUCCGGCAUCAGUGCUCAGAAAGUUGUUCCACCUUCCACCAAGUGAAUGA
Messenger RNA from Sus scrofa (pig), 1242 nucleotides. Lineage: Eukaryota; Metazoa; Chordata; Mammalia; Artiodactyla; Suidae. The record is from RefSeq and is a predicted model, not a curated record.